CUCCCCCUAAUCCUUGAUCCAGCAGUGCUGGGCACUGAGCACAGGGUGAGCAGCUAGGCACACACAGGCACACAGCUCUGUGCCUGACUGCAGGCCUUUGGCUCUGGGGCACCACAAGCAACGAGUAAUCACCCGUGGUCUCCUGCAGGGAGAAAUGUUCGGCUUCUGCCUCCCCUGGAAAACACUGUUGGUUCUAUGUUUAGCAGUUCUUCUUGCAGAUUUUACCAAAAUCCGAGCUUUUGCCGGUCAAAGUGAAUGCAAAAGUACAACCAUAGAUGAUGUGAAUGGGUUUCUCAAGAAAUUUUCAAAAUGCAUGCCUGAAAUCAUUGCCAAGGGUGAAAAAGCUUCAGUCAAUUUCCUGGCAUGGACACUGCAAGGAACUCUUGAUCUGCUGCGCCCUGUUCAGGAGCAAUUUUGCAAGCAGCUACCUCCAUGCCCACGCCCAGUGGCCCCAAAAAACGGGGGGCUGGUGUGUGUGACCAUUGACAACACUCAGUACUGCAAACCCAUGUGCAACCAGGGUUAUGACUUCCAGUUCCUCAGGAGCAGCAGGCUGUAUGAGGAGUGUGGCAAUGCCACAGGCUUCUCCUGGACCACGCAGCUGCUUGGGGAAAAGGUGCUGGCAGUCUGCAGCCCCUCUGAGGUGGCCAUCAGUGGAGCUAAAUCUGCCUAUUUCCCCAGCAACAGCACCUGUGUGCACACGGCUGCCUUCCCUGAGGCUCAGGCAGAGCAGCUGAACACCUUCCUGCGGGAGCUGGCCGAGCGCGGCAUCGACGGCUCCAGCCGGGACCUGGGGGCUGACUGUGUCACCUGUGGCUACUGACAGCAGCCUGGGCACAGCCAGCCUCUCGCAGCAUCACAGAGCACUGAAAUCACGGCUAGCACCUGUGAACACACAGCUUUUAUUUUGUUUAAAGGUCUGGAGAUCGUAGUCAUGACCUCAGCUUUGGGUAUGGAUAUACAGGCGAAAUCUAAUCCCGCAGCUCAUGGCAAGACUGUCAAAGAGAGAAGACAACUUUUAUGGCUUUAAUUUGUCUAGCUGGAAUUAAGCAAGAUUUUUUAAACAGUUUAUUAAUAGAUACCUUCCUAUUGGCUUAAAUUCUUCUGGAUCUCGGCAGAUAGUAACCCUGAUUGUUGUCAGAAAUUGUCCUGUGUCAGGGGUCCUCUUUACUGAGAAAAGGCCAUACUUCCACUCACUUUUACAGCUGCCAGUUAAUCACUAUUAUUGCUCUGAUGACCAUUACAGCUGUGUAAGUGACAAGAGUUCCUGGCUGUAGGGAUAUAAAACUUUAUUCCUUUCUUGUUUGUCUGGGGCCUAGAGCAACAGCAGAAAACCUGUCCAUUGUCCCCCAGGCACUAAGUGAAAGUGAAGAUCAGAGGCAACUUAUCACUGGAGAUCCAGCUUAUUUGUGGAGAUGUAGCUACCAAACAGUAUGCAUGUGAAUUAUUGUGAAAUAUAAACAAGAAAUGUA
Molecule: messenger RNA, 1472 nt
Organism: Melospiza melodia melodia
Lineage: Eukaryota; Metazoa; Chordata; Aves; Passeriformes; Passerellidae
Exons: 6
Coding region: 155-823 (222 amino acids)
Source: RefSeq, a predicted model, not a curated record